AUGACGGUUGUGAAGCGGUAUGUACUGCGGCUGUUCAUAUCCUUGAAGUACAUUACAGCAAACGUGGUGGACAGAAACAAUGGCCGGAUUGUUACAUCAGCAUCUACAGUUGAACAUUCAAUCAAGGGCUCGCUUGAGUGUGGUCGGUCUUGCAAUGCAAAGGCAGCGUCAGUUGUUGGAGAGGUGUUGGCUAAGAGACUCAAGGUGGAUGGUCUUGACCAGGGGCAGGGACGAGGGAUUCACGUUAAUGUAAAUAAUGAACUUGAGAAGAAGGGUUUUAAGAACCGCACCAAGAUUUGGGCUAUUGUCAAUGCUCUUAAGAACAAUGGAGUCAAACUCAUUCUUGAUGAUAACGACGAAAAUACAUCUCGACCAAGUUACUAA
Molecule: messenger RNA, 384 nt
Organism: Prunus armeniaca (apricot)
Lineage: Eukaryota; Viridiplantae; Streptophyta; Magnoliopsida; Rosales; Rosaceae
Source: the annotation of a GenBank genome assembly